AUGUCCCAAAAACGCACCCUCGGCUGUGAUCUCACAGACAACAGUCCCGCCGCCAAGAUCGUCCGCCUCGAUACCAGUCCAGAUGCUUUCGCCGAGACCGGUCCAUUCGGCAACACCCAGCCCGGCCAUCCCAGCCACGUUUGUGCCUUACUCGCCUUCCACGACAUCCUCACGAUCUUGGUCUGCAACGAUGCCUUUGUCGCAACCAUCGGCAUUGCGACUCUGGCUCUCCUUCCUCGCCUGGCGCCACAGUACAAGGACAUCCUCUCGCUCGUUUCCGAAGAUGGAAGGCUCUGUGCUGUUCAGUCUCACAUCGAUGGCAGGCCAACGAUACCCAACUCCAAAAGGAUCGACUUCCGCGACGUUCUUAACCAGGCCGAAGAGUUCAUCGAUGCCAACGACUUCCUCCAGGGAGUUUUCUUCUUCCUCACACGCAGGAACGGAUAUCCGACGAGCUUUGAGGCAUAUCAGAAGGAGCUGCCUCUUUGGGAGGCAGCUGCCGGACCAGGAGGCUUCAGUAUCCAUUCUCCUCAGUUGAAUAUCUAA
Molecule: messenger RNA, 546 nt
Organism: Polychytrium aggregatum
Lineage: Eukaryota; Fungi; Chytridiomycota; Chytridiomycetes; Polychytriales
Exons: 2
Coding region: 1-546 (181 amino acids)
Source: RefSeq, a predicted model, not a curated record